AUGGGCCAGGACACCAAUAGCGGCCUUUACGGCAAGUCGGAGGCCAAUGAUGCCCAGCACAGGCGCGGUUAUCAGGCCUGUGAUCCAUGCCGCAAACGCAAGGUCAAGUGCGACCUAGGAAGUGUCGACAAUCCUCGUCCCCCUCCUUGCGUUCGAUGCCGGCGCGAAAGCAAACGAUGUGAAUUUUCAGCCACUCGCCGCAAGCGCAAGACAUCUAGUGCUGCAGAGGACGAUGAAAUCGAGGCCGAACCCAUUCUUCACCGCGACAAGCGGAUGAUGAUUGGCGAGGUAGCCAAGAAUGAAAGUCCCAGUGAACGUGCCCCAUUUGCGCCCUCUGAAGCACCUCAAUUUGACCAUGAAGCCGUGCGUUCCAGACAAAGAUGGUCCGAGGCUCCCCCCGCACCUCCUCCCCAGAGGUACACGCCAAGUGCCCCAAUAUCACGAGCUCCCACGUACCCUGUCAGCGAGCGCACCGCCCCCUCCAGCUAUGGAGGACCUGCGAUGAUGAAUAGGACUGCAGUGGAAUUACUGUCGCCCGCAAUUACAAAUACCCACGACGCAUUACAUCUACUUUCUGAAGCAGCAGGUAGAACAGAGGAUCUCAACCGCCAGAGCCUUGAGAAUCGCUUCGCUGCUCGGCGGUCCGUCUCAUCCUUCAACUCAGGGCCUUCACCCUUACCACAAGGUAGCUCACCUCGGAGCAUGGGCGGAUCAUUUGUACGGACCCCUCGAUCAGGGAUGUCCAUGGGCGGCUCUACCUAUUACCCCGCUGGAGCUACAGGACCCGUAGAUCCUCAGAUUUCCGACCCUGGCCCUCAAAGAGAAAGCCCAGUCAACAUUCCUCCCUCAGAACCGGCAUAUCUCGACGCAAUCCGAGCCUGGUCGCGAUUGCGAUUUGUCCGUGCCGGAUGGCUUACAGUAGAGGAGGGCAUGGAUUAUGUGGCGUACUACUACGAAAACCUCGCACCGAUGAGUCCAGUCGUAAUUCCAGAUUUCUCUCAUCCAUCCACCCACCGUACAUUGCUCACCGAGGAACCAGUGUUGGCAGUGACGAUCCUCACUAUCGCCUCUAGACACCUCAAGCCCAAGGGCGAUGGCGCCAAUACGCGGGCGUUCUAUAUCCAUGAUCGCCUCUGGGCAUAUCUACGCAGCAUGAUAGAGCGCCUCUUUUGGGGCCAAGAGAAAUUCGACGCAGGGACAUCGGGCAUUGGCCGACCUCGGUCUCUUGACUUGGGUGCUCCAACAUCCAACAAAGGCAGCGUGAAUGGACAAUUGAGAUCACUGGGUACUGUAGAGGCUAUGCUACUUCUUACAGAGUGGCACCCGAGAAACUUGCACUUCCCGCCGGGUGAUGAUGAGAACUCUCUUUUGGAUACAGACCCCCAGACAUAUGCCAAGACCGACAGUAACUUAGACCAAGAUGGGGAACACACUGGAAACAAAGGAAGCGAGGGCAGAGUUGCAUUCCAGAAAUGGCUGGAGCCAGCCUGGCGGUCGGAUCGAAUGUCGUGGAUGCUGCUGAGCACGGCGCAGGCCCUGGCCUUUGAACUUGGCGUCUUCGACCCCAAAGGAGAUCCUAAGGCGGCCAAUGAGUCGCUCGCCGAACAGACGCGAAAACGGCGGUUGCAGCGGUUGAUUCUAGUGUUCAUUACACACAGCAGCGGUCGUCUAGGAAUCCCCUCCAUGCUCCCGUUGCCUCAAUGGGGACAAGAUAUCACGCCGACCUCUGCUGACGCAAAAGAUGCCGAUGCAAACCUCGACCGGAUGCAAGACUGUUGGAUCGGUAUCUCGAAAAUUGUCUAUCAAGCCAAUCAUGUUCUUUUCGCGUCGAGUGGCCAGACGAUGGAAUUGAUCAGAAGCGGGAGAUACCGCGAACAGAUUGAUCGCUUCCAGCCGUAUUUGCGGGAGUUCAGACAGCAGCUGGACAGCGUUAACCUUGCACCAGCCAUGCGCAGCGUCCUCUUGAUUGAGCUUGAGUAUACACGUCUCUACAUCAAUUCUCUCGCUUUGCAAGCGGUCGUCGACCGGUGGACGACAAUGUCCAACGAGUCUGCUCAUACCCAGGGUGCCGGGCCUCAAAGCAGCAACAGCUGGUUCCAGACGUUGAAUGAGCUCUACCGCGUCAACGAGCAUUACAUCCAAGAAGUCAUUGAUUCUUCUCGCAAGAUCCUACAGACAGUCCUGGAUGGUCUUGUCCCCGAAGGCCGUCUAAGACACGCGCCCAUCCGAACCUUUUUCCGUAUUCUGUCCGGCAUGAUUUUUAUCCUGAAGACUUUCACACUAGGUGCCCGAGAAGACGACGUGCGAGUAUCCCUGGACCUGCAGGACCGAACAGUGGAGGCGCUGCGCCAUUAUGUCGUGGAUGACGUGCAUCUCAGCAAUACUGUAGCCCGGCUUCUAGAGCUCCUCACCAGCAGUAUCCGAACGCGCUUUCUGCGGUUCGCACCUCAUGACCGGGGUGUAGAAGACGGCCACGACCGCACCUCGGUCGCCGGCUCCCGCUCACAUUCACCAUCGCGCGAGAACACAGCUCGUCGUGAUGGGCCACACGCACCUUGGUCCGCUACCCAGCAUGAUACAACGUCAGGUGGGGCGGGUCUCGGAUAUGUGGACACCAACGGCGCAAUGGGAUCGGGCCAUGAUCCACUAGCCAGCAUUCCUGCCCAGCCGAUCAACUCGUCCAACCUAAACGUCUCCUUCAUGCCCCCUCCUCCAUCUGUAUACCACAAUUACUAUGACUCGAAUUCGACAUUUCCGGCCAAUGGCCUAGAUAGGUCGUCGCCGAAUCAUGUCCCUUCGUCUCAGCCCAUGGACAGCCACGGCUCUUCCUCCGGCGCGCUUCCGGAUUGGUUUGCGCUGCCUUUAGAUCAAUUCUUCAAUAGCUCCACUGGGGCUGUUGACCAGGGCCUAGGUGGAACUGGACCCAUGCUUGGCGAGUUUGAUAUGCUCGAAGUCCUUCUCAACGAGGGCUAUGACGGAAACCCUAAUGGUGAGGGGGAAACUGGGUUAUCAACCCCGUACCUGUGA
Penicillium soppii is the source of this 3027-nucleotide messenger RNA. RefSeq lists its product as uncharacterized. Gene Ontology annotation, molecular function: DNA-binding transcription factor activity, RNA polymerase II-specific; zinc ion binding. Bases 1 to 3027 code for a protein of 1008 amino acids. Lineage: Eukaryota; Fungi; Ascomycota; Eurotiomycetes; Eurotiales; Aspergillaceae. The record is from RefSeq and is a predicted model, not a curated record. The transcript has 5 exons. Gene Ontology annotation, biological process: positive regulation of transcription by RNA polymerase II; aromatic amino acid catabolic process. Gene Ontology annotation, cellular component: nucleus.